Megalobrama amblycephala (Wuchang bream) is the source of this 2401-nucleotide messenger RNA. Its product is annotated as inhibitory synaptic factor 1. The transcript is spliced from 2 exons. Lineage: Eukaryota; Metazoa; Chordata; Actinopteri; Cypriniformes; Xenocyprididae. Gene Ontology annotation, biological process: inhibitory postsynaptic potential. The record is from RefSeq and is a predicted model, not a curated record. Gene Ontology annotation, cellular component: postsynaptic density. The coding region runs from base 1619 to 2335 and encodes 238 amino acids.
AAGAAAUAAUGAGGGCCUUUGUUUGGGACAAGCCUCGCAGGAUGUUUUGAAGAAUCAUUAUAGAGAGGUAAAUUAGAAUUUCAAACUUGCUGACACAGUCCCCCGGUCGAUUCGUGAUUUGAAGAAAGCAACAGGAAAAUGAAUACAGGAGGCUGAAGCAUCUUUUCCGCAUAAUUGUGCUAGGGCGAGCGGUUUCCCGAUGUACUUGCGUCUGUCUUCUAUUCAUUACCGAUCUAAAUGGGAUAAUCUGGUCCGCUUCUAUUGCUGCAGAGCCGUCGCAUUCACGAUUCACGAGCCUGCACUGCAACACUGAAUUGAAUUAAUUUGGUUCCCCAACUGAGGUGGAAAGUGGUUGAAAAGAUCUGAGCAGAGAGCGAGCUUGGAAGUGUACAUGAAUUAAUGUGUUUGUCGGAAGUGGGAUGGAAGUGACAGGACAAGGGUGAGUGGGACUAAAUGGUAGUGUGUAGGGUAGCAACUAUGAAAGAGGAGGGAAGAGUUAUGGAAGAGAGAUCAUAGGAAAUGAAUGCGAGUGUUUGAGGACGAGUGACUGAAGGAGAGAGAGAGAGGGAAGGGGGAGGUUUCCUAAGUGCUUGAGAAUCAGUGACUGAUAGAGGACAACAUUGCAAGAGAGGUGUUGAGCAUGCAUCCGUCUCUAGUGUUAUCUGUGCAUGCUCAGAUGGGGUAGGAGAUACGCUGCACGGUACGGGGCACAGUGGGAAAAGCCUGGCAACUCUGCGGAAGCUUUUUAUAGACAUAUGGGGAAGCAAUAAGUCCAAAUGGCAUCAAUUCUGAAGCAAAGCCACAAAAGCCAUGAGAAGACAAGCUACUGACUCCUGCCUGAUUUCUGGUGUGGGUUAGCUGAACUGGAUGUCCGGAGCUCUCUUUGUCUCAGAGUGAUGGUUCUUCCUAUCAGGACGUGUCAGGAUUGCCUCUGAGAGAAGCAAUUUUUGGCUCGUCCUCCGAGGUGUCACACCGGAUGCAUUCUUUUUCUGCCAGCUCGAUUGGCAAUGUGACUUGUUCUUACUAUUCUUAGUGCACUAUUUGGAUACAUAUUUUCUUCACAUCAAAUACUGAUGGCUCCUGUACUGAAGACGUUCUCUUUAAUGUAAAAUACUCUUCAUGAUAUACAUUUUUGAAUAAGUGGAAUUGCAAUGGAGGCUGAAAAGAUUCACAGAUGACUUUUGGUAUGUCACAAACCUCUCAAAAUAGAAGCUCAAAAGGGUGUUUUACUUAUUUAUUUUCUGGCUGUCUUAAGAACAAAGGUUCUUUCAUGCCAAAAAUGAUACCGUUUGAUUUAAUUUUAACAUCAUACAGAAAAGAUCAAAGCUUUGCUGAGAACAGUUUGUUUCAGUGCUGAAACUUUUCCAAUUUUCUUGAUGCCCUUUCCUUUUUGAAAUUUUUCAUUUUUAAUUCCCUUAGAGAUACUAGAUAUUCCUGGACUGAAUUCAAAGUUUUCUAACAUCAGCAGUGCCACAAACAACUAUGCUGAGAUGUUCAGAUCAGAGAAUGGGUCUUUUAUCCAGAUAGGUCUAAACAAUACUGUGCUGGGCUUCAGACAUGAAGUCCAGUGUCCUGUCCCCUCCUGGCUGCCGGUGCUGCUGUCAUCCCCAUGUGAAGGAUGUUUCACGGCACAGCGCUAGGACCAAUUGAACCAAGCAAGAGCCCUGACCGGAGAGCAGAGAUCCGCAGGCACAUUAAGAUGGUCAUGGAACAGCUGGAGGAAGUUCUCGCUGAGCUCAAGGAUGUGGCGAAAGAGCUCCGGGAGGUUGUGGCCCAAAUUGACAAGUUAACAGCAGAUAUUGACCUUGACUCAGAGGAUGACCUGACAGUAGUGUGCUGCAGCGAGGACCGUGGCGACCUCUUGCACAAUGAGACAUUAUCCGACAACCUUUUACUGCACAAUCCUCUCCGUAACCCAACCACAGCUAAGAAGCAAGAGUUAGACCUCUACCGCAGGAGCUGUGGAGACUUACCUGCCCUCAAUGGACCAUUAAAGGCCCCAAACAGCCCUAAAGCCUCCUGGCUCUUUGGAUCAGGAGGAAGGAUCCAUUCUUACGACAAGACGCUAUAUCACGCGUUGUGCUGUGAUGAUGAUUACGAUGAAGAGAGAGGGGGACUAAGAUCAUCAAGGCUGUCGUCCACAGACUCUGUGUUUUCAUCUUCGCCUCCAAGGUUUCUGACUCCCAGAUGUAAACGUAAAACUUACUCAAGCCCGGACUCGAAAAAAAGAGCCCUCCGUAGCUGCAGUACGCAAACUGUAUCUGAUAAAAGCACACAAACUCACUUCCCAUUCAUUCCAGUCAAGCUGAGAUCUUCAAGUGACUACAAGAACUAAAACAUCUGCAAGCAUCCCAAAAAGGAAUUCACCAAAAAAUUAAAAAUCUUUUAUUAUAUUUUAUGC